AAUCGGCGAAGACUGAAGAAGUGUACGCUGCACAGUGCUCGGAGAGCGAUGCCGACGAGAAACCUGGUGCUCCUGGCGUGCUUGGUGUCGCUGGUGGCAGCAAUCGCCGCCGUUGAUUCAAAAUCAGACAGCUCCGGCGAGUGGCACAUCCUCACGAAGCAGAACUUCUCUUCUCAGAUCCGUCUCCAUCCUCACAUCCUCCUCUUCGUCACUCUUCCAUGGUCCGGUGAGUGUCGAUCACUCAUGAGAGACGUGGCGAAGUUGGUCACUGAUCGACCUGAAGAGUUCAGGUCGCUGAAGCUGAUGGUGUUGCACAGAAAUACAGAGAAGAUGGUGGCAACUGCGAUCGGUGCUGCUUCAGAAUGGGAGGAAAUUACGGCUUUGUACUAUCACCAUUCUGUUUCGUACAAAUAUGGAGGGAGGCUUCGAGCGCAGAACAUUUUGAGUUCAAUUCGUCCCUAUGUGUCGGUUUUAGGUGAAGAACUUCCAUUCAAAUCGCUGAAGAGUCCGGAAGAGUUGAAAGCUUUCGUUGAUUCAACUGACAAAGCUUUGGUUGUGUUUGAGUUUUGUGAAUGGACUCCUAAAUUGGUGGCCAAGAGGAAGAUGAAUGGGACUGAUCACAGUGGCUUUGGGGAAUUUUUUGGGUUAAACUUGAAUGCAGAGACAAAUAGAACCGACUGGCAGAAGAAUAACCAGAAGGGUAUGGAAACUGCAAAGAUGAAGUGUAAUGUUGAUAAUGAGCUUGGUGCAGUUCCUUGGGUUGGGGACUUCAGCUCAGUAAAUGACAGUGCUGCUUCUGAGGAGACUGAGAACAGUAGGCCUGAUGGUGCAUCGUUUUGCACACUUGAAGAAUAUCAGUUGUUUGACUCUUUCUUCUCAAAGUUCAUGACUAUUGCAAGAGAGUUCGUUCUGCCUCCUGAAAGGCAUAAAUUUGGUUUGGUCUCAGAAAGAUCUAUGCUCUCAGCUCUUGGUAUUGGAGAUUCCAGUUCGUGGUUGGCAGUGCUAUACUUUGCUGGAUGUCCCAGUUGUUCGAAGAUUAUUAAAAAAGAGGAUGACCUUAAUAAUGCUUUAAAGAUGGAUAGUUUAGUUAAGAGCAUAAGAGUAUUACAUCCUUUGCAGCUCCUUAUUAUCUCUCCCUAUAUCUUGCUUUCUUUUUCUGUGUAUUACACUGUCCACUAUUUAUUGCUUACAAUUGGCUGUGAUAAAUUGAUUCAUUGGAUUCUGCAGCUAGAGGGUCAUGGCAACACUUUGGAGCCUGCUUUGCCUGCAAACCAGCCAUCAGUUCUCUUAUUUGUGGAUAGAUCAUCUGACUUGUUAGAGACUAGAAUCAAUGGCAAGGAAGCUCUUGAUGCUUGUCGGAAGCUGGCACUGCACUAUCACAUGCCGGACCAGAUUGGCAGUCAAAGUAAAGACAAGCAUGAGAAAUCCUCAUCCCAGCAUUAUCAAGCAUUAAGGACCACAUCUGGACAUCCUAAAUUAAAAUUAUCUCAGACAGUGCAGAUUAGCAAACUAGAAGACAAGAUGUCUACUUUCACAAUUAUAAAUGAGGGCAAACAAUUCACAGUGGAGAAGUUGGCUUUGGAUCUAAAGGGUAAUUCCUUGCAGGAUAUCUUGGAAAUUGUACUUAAGCAAAAGAAGAAAGCUAAGUUAAGCUCACUGGUGAAGGAUUUGGGUUUCCAACUUUUGUCAGAUGAUAUGGACAUCAAACCAGAGAGUACAUUGCCAUUACCGAUGGAAUCUGAAUCUGAUACAGUUACAGAAGAGCCAUAUAAGGAGGGCCUUGCUACAAGUAGUACUGACUCAGACAGAGAUCAACAGCCAGAUGCAACAAGUAUAUCUACCGAACAGCAUCCAGAAACUUCUGAAGUCAUGGAUACUGAAACGUCAUCUCAGAACAAUGAAGAAAAAACAGAUUAUGUUGAUACAAGCAAUCAGAUCUUAUCUGUCAAUAGUGAGCAACAGCUUGCAGAUCAUAAAUGUGAAGAUUUAGAUACAGAAGAAGAUAGUAAUCCACAGGGCGAAAAGUCAGCACAGCAGCAGCUUCACUUUCAAGGCUUUAAGGGUUCAUUUUUCUUUUCUGAUGGUAAUUGUCGGUUGCUUCGAGCGCUGACUGGCAGUUCAAAAUUUCCAGCCCUGGUAAUAGUUGAUCCCAAUAUGCAGCAGCAUUAUGUCUUCCCAGAGGAGACUAAUGUCAAUUAUUCUUCACUGGUUGAUUUUGUUUCCGCCUUUCUUAAUGGAAGUCUUCUUCCAUAUCAACAGUCUGAAACUGUACUUGAAAGGUCUAGGAAAGCCACUCAACCACCAUUUGUUAAUCUGGACUUCCAUCAGGUGGAUUCUAUCCCUCGAGUGACAACUCACACUUUCUCUGAGCUGGUUGUUGGGUUCAAUCAAUCUGACAGUGAUGCUUGGAAUAAGGAUGUCCUAGUUCUUUUUAGCAAUAGAUGGUGUGGUUUUUGCCAGCGAAUGGAGUUAGUUGUUCAUGAAGUAUACCGAGCUAUGAAGGAUUAUGCUAAGAUGCUGAAAAGGGAAUCAAAGAAUGACAAAUCAACGUUUCACGAUAAUAUGACGGGCGACGUGAAAAAUGAAAUGCUGGAGCUGCCAUUAAUGUACUUGCUGGAUUGCACAUUGAAUGAUUGCAGUUUGAUACUGAAAUCGAUGAAUCAGAGGGAGGUUUAUCCUACUCUGGUGCUCUUUCCAGCAGAAAAGAAGCAUGCUCUUCCUUAUGAAGGAGAUAUGGCAGUCACUGAGAUUUUCAAUUUCAUGGCUGAUCAUGGAAGUAACUCUCAUCAUCUUACCAGUGAAAAAGGAAUGUUGUGGACUUCAGCUGAAAAGAGAGGAAGAAAUCAAGAUUUCUUUAUGGUUCAGUCAUCUGACGUUCAUGAGCAGUCUAAGGACACGCUUCAUGAAGUCCUAUUAACAAAUGUUCAUAAACCAGUAAUUGAAGACAAGCAGAUCAAGUCUCACAUACCCCAAGGCUUGCAUGAAGCACCCCCGAAUGUGGUGGUUGGUUCUGUCCUAGUUGCUACUGAUAAACUUCAUAGCGUACACCCCUUUGAUAAAUCAGAGAUUCUCAUUGUGAAGGCAGAUCAAGUUACUGGAUUUCAAGGUUUAAUUAUCAACAAGCAUAUCAGAUGGGAUGCUCUGCCUGAAUUGGGAGAAGGAGUUAAGAUGUUAGUAGAAGCCCCUUUGUCCUUUGGAGGACCGCUUAUAAAGGGUGGAAUGCCUCUUGUCGCGUUAACUCAAAAAUUUGUCAAGGAUGAAUAUCCGGAAAUCUUACCAGGCAUUGCAUUUCUUGAUCCAUCAGCAACAAUUCAAAAAAUUAAAGAGCUCAAGUUAGGAAAUCAAUCUGUCACUGACUACUGGUUUUUCUUUGGGUAUUCAAGUUGGGGUUGGGACCAGCUCUUUGAUGAGAUUGAUAAAGGAGCUUGGAAUUUAAGUGAUGAUGGUAUGAGACAUUUAGAUUGGCCAUCAAGUUAGGUAUUUCUUUCUUAUUUAACAUGAUAGAGCUUUUGGAGUAUUGCAAGAAGGAACUCCGGGGAGAAACUAAGCAAAUACAAAGGAAAAUACAGAGAAUAGGUCAGCACACAACCAUUUGAUCUGCUUGUAACCUUUUUGUAGUAUUGAAUUUGUUUUCUGCAAGACUGUAAAUAUUAGCUCUUUUAGUUCACACCUGA
Rosa rugosa (rugosa rose) is the source of this 3674-nucleotide messenger RNA. RefSeq lists its product as uncharacterized. The transcript is spliced from 9 exons. NCBI's taxonomy places the organism in Eukaryota, Viridiplantae, Streptophyta, Magnoliopsida, Rosales, Rosaceae. Bases 49 to 3477 code for a protein of 1142 amino acids. The record is from RefSeq and is a predicted model, not a curated record.